UGCAGUGGUGGGAGUACCAAGCACUAUACUGGAGCCACCGAACCAGUAUAAAAGUCGGUGGAGGUCCAUCCGAGUUAUGUACCUUACUAUGUUCCUCAGCAGUGUAUCAUUCUCCAUUUGUAUGUCUUCCUUAUGGCCAUAUCUAAAAAUUCUUGAUGGUUCAGCAAACACAGAUUUCCUUGGAUGGGUCGUAGCAUCCUACAGUGUGGGACAAUUAAUUGCCUCUCCUUUGUUUGGAGCAUGGGCAACUUACAGAGAUAGGAGCAGAGAGCCACUAGUUGUUUCAAUGCUGAUCAAUGUAUUAGCUAAUGUUCUGUAUUCAUACCUAGAGAGCAUUCCUUCUCACCAGGCUGUGUAUCUCAUUUUAUCAAGGAGUCUUGUAGGAUUUGGAGCAGGAAAUGUUGCUGUUGUUAGGUCUUAUGUUGCUGGUGCCACAACCUUGAAAGAAAGAACAUCAGCUAUGGCCAUAAUGAGUGCCUUUCAAGCAGUAGGCUUUAUUAUUGGACCAGUUAUUCAGAUAGCUAUGGUUCCAAUUGGUUACCCAGGACCAGUCCAUCUUGAAUCUGUUCAUCUUGAUCUUUAUACAUCUCCAGCAAUCCUCAGUUCCAUUGUGGGUGUAAUUAACAUUAUACUUCUAUUUGCUGUGUUCAAAGAACAUCGUGUAGAUAAUGAUGACGAUAUUAACUUCAGUGUACAAGACACACAGAGCAUUGAGAAGAGUGUGAUGCCAGAGUAUACUCCAGAUUAUGCAGCAGUCGUCUCAUCUAUACUUCUAUUUUUUGCUAUUCUUUUUAUUUUUGCUGUUUUUGAAACAAUUGGCACACCAUUGACCAUGCACAUGUAUGCUUGGACUAAGGAAAAUGCUACCCUGUACAAUGGUAUUAUCCUAGGUGUUGGAGGAUUGAUAUCUAUAAUGGUUUUUAUUCUCAUAAGGAUAUUGUCCAAAAGGUUUAAUGAAAGAUAUAUAUUACUUGGUGGAUUUAUCAUGUGUUUAUUAGGAUUUGUGGUUUAUCUCCCUUGGGGAGACAAUUAUCCAUCCUCACAAACUGCUACAAUUAGUCCUCCCAGAAGUCUUGGACCAAAUAUUACAGAUUUUACAACAAGUAUGAAUACUGUUGAAUUAACAACACCAUCCUGGAUAGAUCCCACUACACAGCAACAUAGUUCUAUAGUAACACAAUCAAUAAGUACAGUAGAGAAAGCUUCUCAUUUAACAGUGCCAGUGACAUCGCAAAGUAUUAAUGUGACUUCUCAUUCAUUAGAUAGUAUGUCAACAAUGCCACUAACUUCAGACUCUCAGCAUACGGAGGUCUCAACAGUCUCUGCCAGUACCAAAAAUAAAAUUAUAAGUGUAAUAAGUGAUAUUAAUCGUCAAAAAAGAAAUUCAGUUUUAUAUUUUGAACAGGAAAACAAAAUGGAAGAUUUAGUAUAUUUAGAUUUCGCAUUUUCCAAUAUGACAACAGAAAUGCCGUUUAAUUUAACCACGACACAAAGUAAUCAUUCUGACACUGGACAUGAAUCUACUGGAUGUCCCGACACCUAUAAGUGGUGUUCCUACACACCCAUUGUUACUUUCCCUCAGUUUAUAUUUGGUACUUUAAUGAUUGUGAUUGGAUAUCCUACAUGCAAUGUUAUGACUUAUACGCUGUAUUCUAAAAUACUUGGACCAAAACCUCAGGGUAUGAUGAUGGGAUGGUUGACAGCCUCAGGAAGUCUGGCUCGAACAGUAGGACCUAUAUUUGUUAGUCAAGUUUAUAAUGCAUAUGGACCUAGAGUGACUUUUGUGUCGAUGAUAAUAAUUGUAUUUUUAGCCAUUUUGAUGUUAUUAUUUGUAUUUAAAAGACUUGUACCCUUUACAUUUACAGCAGAGAUCUCAAAAGCAUCAAAAAUGUAAUAUCAAAAUAUCAGUAUAAAUUUUGUACAAAUUGCCAAACAUUUCUUACUUUAUUUUCAAGUAGUUUAGAGUUAACAGCGAUUUGUUGUGUAUUAUGGCUUCUGAAAUGAUUUUUAUCCUUCCUUUUAUUUUCCUACGAGUGUUUUCUUCAGAUAAACUUUAUAUAAUUGAAAAUUCAGUAAUAAUGUUGUUCACUUGCAUCUUGUUCUGUAAUUUAAAAUUAAAAAAAAGCUACAAGUCAAUCAAGUACUGUAUUUCAAUGAUGUUAUUUUAUGAGAACUUUCCAGAAUGCAAGUGUUUCUUACUGUAUAGACUUACUGAUUGCCAAUACUUUUUUUGUUGUGUAUGUUUAUAGAUUUAAAAAGUAAUGUGUAUGAUGUGGAAGGAUGGAGUGAAUUUACAGAAUGUCGUACAUUUGUCAAGAUGGUGUUCCCUAAUUCAUAAAACUGAACCAAUUUCAAGUUUUAUUAAGUUGUACCUAAUUUCAGUUCAUUGAUUCCUAAAGUUUAUUCACUGUGUUUUUUGAAGGCAGAACUUUUUAACCAAUUUCUGAUUGUUAAUAAUCCUGUACAGUUUUUAUGUUAAUUAAUCUCAGAUAUUUUGAAUUUACAAACCUGUUGGAAGUCUGUGAUUUGUUGUAUUCAAGACCAAUAUAAGAUAAACACUUUUUUAUGGGAACUUCAAUUUUUUUUAUAACCAUAUCAUUAAACAUAUGAUACUCACACAUUUGUUAUUCAGUAAGACAUAAUAAGACAUGACAUAUUAUUUCACUAAAGCCCCCACGUACAACAUUUUUUAACAAGCAAUAAAAGUGUGAACUUAUUUACAUUAGAACAACAUGGUAAACAAAGGUGCAAUAAUAGUAUAUAUAAUGAAUAGUGUUAUGUGACAGGAAGUUCAAAUUAAAGUAACAUGAUUAAGCACAUGUAUUAAAAGAUUUUAAUAACACUUUUGCAAAAUUUUGCUAUUCUAGUAUUUAUAGUGUAAAUAAAUCUGAUGUAUUCAUCAGUUCUUUGAAUUUUAAAACAUUUCAGUUAUUACAUAUAUUUAAAGGUAAAUAUUUAGCUCUUACAUUGUUAAAAAGGUACAUUUCAAUAAGAAAGAAACUCAUCACCAAGCUCAUUAGCAUUACAGAGAUUACAAUGUCUUUCAGUUCAGUAGCUUCAUAAGAAACAACACAUUUUGAGUUAUCUCCCAUUAACAGCAGAACAAUAUAUUUUUAUUUGGUGUUAUAAUACAGUAUGAAUUUCAAAUUUAUUCAGUUAUGUUUAAUUUAUUAUUGUAAACAGAUGUCAUUAAAACCUUAUUACUUUUAUUACUUUGAUUAUAAAAAUAUAAAAAUAAAUCAUGGCAUGGUUUUCUCAAGCUAUGACAUAAUUUUCUUUUUAGAUGGUGUUUUUUAUUAAGUCAUAUUUAAAAUGUUUUAUAAUCCAAAAAAUAUGUAAAAUUUUGGAUUUCUAAUUUUCAUAAAAGAUCUGUCAUAAUGAAAAUAGGAAAAAACCAAACUGCAGGAAACAUUUAAUGUUUUAUACAGUAUUCAGGUCUUGGGUAGGAAAUUCACCUAUUAUUUCAUAUAAAAACAUGUUUUUAAUAAAAUUCUACUGAAGAUAUUUCAUUGAAUACAGAAAUGUCUGCAUGCAGUUUCUUGCAAUAAUUAUGAAACAUAUUUACCAUUACUAUUUUUAGGGAAAUUCCUGUUUAAAGACAAAUAUGAAUUUCUCUACACAAAAAAAUCAUAUGGCUAUAUAGGAAAAAAUUUCUUAAUUUCAAUAUUUGUAUACAAAUAAUGAUUUCUCAGAGAUGACAUGUCCAAAAAAUAUUUCAAAAUAAGCAUAAAUAACUACACAUUUAUGAAUUUAACAUUUAAAAUUUCAUUAAAUCUGACCUCAAAUUAGUUUUUGACAAUGUUUUUAAAAAAUGUGUUUUUAUAUGAAAUAAUAGGGAAAUUUCCAAUAGGUGAAACACUUUUGACCUAAGACACUGUAUUGUUGAAAUUGAAAAACUGAAAUAUUUUUUCUUCAUUAAAUACAUGUAUUUACAUUUCUUUUAUGCAUAAAAAUGUAUUUGCAUCAUUGUAUGUAGAAAUCAAUUUGCAUGAUAAACAUUCACCAGCCAAAAAGAGUUCAAUGAAGGAUAUUUGUCGACACAAAGCAUCAAAUUUCUGCUAUAAUAUUUGAAAGUAUAUAAAUUUACAAUGAUGUUAUUAGAAUUCUGAAAUUGUGGUUAGUGUCUGAUUGAAUCUCUUUUCAAGGGAUAAUGUCAAACUGUUAUUUUAAGUACUACUUGAUGAAAAUUACAAGUUGAGAAAUAUAAAACAUCAUUAUGCUGAUAGCAUGCUUUACAUUUUAAAAAAAGUUGUUGAUAUUGUUGAUAGCCUGGUACAAUUAACACUAUUUAAUUAAAAUAUUAUGUCUUUAUAAAUGGAAUGAUUUAUUUAUGAAAAUUUAUUUUGCUGUAUUAAAGAGAGAGAGAGAGAGAGAGAUUCAGGGUGCUUCUAUUUUUCCUUUACUGUGAUAAUCAUGAUUUUGUUGUUAUUUAUAAUGAAAAUUACCCAUGCAGUUAUGUUUUCAUUGUUAUAUUAGAUUCUAUACAUAUUGAUGUUAUCAUGAAAUACUUGCCGAAAUUAA
This is a messenger RNA of Mytilus californianus (California mussel), 4521 nucleotides long. Its product is annotated as major facilitator superfamily domain-containing protein 8-like. Gene Ontology annotation, biological process: transmembrane transport. Gene Ontology annotation, molecular function: transmembrane transporter activity. The coding region runs from base 77 to 1894 and encodes 605 amino acids. Gene Ontology annotation, cellular component: lysosomal membrane. The record is from RefSeq and is a predicted model, not a curated record. The transcript has 9 exons. NCBI's taxonomy places the organism in Eukaryota, Metazoa, Mollusca, Bivalvia, Mytilida, Mytilidae.